Messenger RNA from Dromiciops gliroides (monito del monte), 2254 nucleotides. Its product is annotated as glutathione hydrolase 1 proenzyme-like. Lineage: Eukaryota; Metazoa; Chordata; Mammalia; Microbiotheria; Microbiotheriidae. Gene Ontology annotation, molecular function: glutathione gamma-glutamate hydrolase. The record is from RefSeq and is a predicted model, not a curated record. The transcript has 14 exons. The coding region runs from base 426 to 2138 and encodes 570 amino acids. Gene Ontology annotation, biological process: peptide modification; glutathione catabolic process; regulation of immune system process. Gene Ontology annotation, cellular component: plasma membrane.
GUGAUCUCGAAGCACCUUUGGUACUUUGGGCAGAGGAGAGGAGAGGAGACUGAAGACCGGGAUCCUACGGGUCACCGAGAGGGGUUAGACAGGCGGAAAACGAGAGCCUGCAAAUAUUGGCCGCAGUGGGAGCCCCAGCAGGCUCCAGGGAGAGAGCCAGCCUACGGUCUUACUUCCUCCGCCGCUCCGCGGACAGGACUGUGCACCUGGUGUUCUCCGAUCCCUGCCUGCGGUGAGCGGCCAGACCCAGGAGCAGCUAACUCAGCAGGCCUGGCCUUCUGCCUUCGGGUAACAAAGCGUGGGGUCCCUAGAAUUGAGAGAGGGCAGAAAGGUGGUCGGAGGCCCCUGGCCCCCAGCGGCAGCGUGGACUGCAUCUUCUGAGCUCUCCCGCCUGAGGUCUCCACCCCGGCCCACAGAGCCAAACAAUGAAGAGGAGGCUGGUGGUGGGGCUGGUCCUGGUCAUCGCUGCCAUCAUAGCCCUGAUAGUGGGGCUCGUCCUGGGCCUGCGUGGCAGCCAAGCCACUUCCCACGUCUACAGGACAGCCGCUGUGGCCACCGAUGCCAGGAAGUGCUCUGAGAUUGGAAGGGAUGUGCUGUGGGACGGCGGCUCGGCGGUAGAUGCGGCCAUCGCAGCUCUCCUCUGCGUGGGGCUCAUGAAUGCUCACAGCAUGGGCAUUGGCGGGGGCCUCUUCUUGACCAUCUACAACAGCACCACCGGAAAAGCUGAAAUCAUCAAUGCCAGAGAGGUGGCUCCUAGGAACUCAUUUCCCUCUAUGUUCAAUAACUCGAAGGACUCCCAGGAAGGGGGCCUGUCCGUGGCUGUCCCUGGGGAGAUCCGCGGCUACGAGCUGGCCCACCAGCGGCACGGCAGGCUGCCUUGGGCCCGCCUCUUCCAGCCCAGCAUCCAGCUGGCCCGAGAGGGCUUUCCGGUGGGCAAGGCCCUGGCAACUGCCCUCUUCAAGCGGCGGGAGAUCAUUGAGAGCAGGCCUGGGCUCUGCCAAGUGUUCUGUAAGGAUGGGAAGAUUCUGAAAGAGGGCGAGCCGGUGAGGAUGCCCCAGCUGGCCGUGACCUACGAGAAGCUGGCCCAGGAGGGUGCAGACGCCUUCUACACUGGGAGUCUGGCCCAACAGAUUGUCCAGGAUGUCCGGACAGCAGGGGGGAUACUGAGUCUGGACGACCUGAGCAGCUACCGGGCUGAGCUGAUCACGAACCCCCUGAACUUCACCUUGGGCGACCACAUCGUCUACACACCCAGCGCGCCCCUGAGCGGCCCCGUGCUCAGCCUCAUCCUGAAUGUCCUCAAAGGGUACAACUUCUCAGCGGCAAGCGUGGACAGGAAGCAGAAAGGCCUGACCUACCACCGCAUUGUGGAGGCCUUCCGCUUUGCCUAUGCCAAGAGGACACUCCUGGGGGACCCCAAGUUUGUGAAUGUGUCUGGCGUGAUCCAGAACAUGACCUCAGAGCACUUUGCCAACCAGCUCCGGGCUCGGAUCACCGACAAUGAGACACACAAUUCUAACUAUUAUGAGCCUGAGUACUUCACACCCGAUGACGGGGGAACGGCUCACUUGUCUGUGGUGGAUGCGGACGGCUCUGCCGUGUCUGCUACCAGCACCAUCAAUCUCUACUUUGGUUCCAAGAUUCUGUCUCAGAGCAGUGGCAUUGUCUUCAAUGAUGAGAUGGAUGACUUCAGCUCCCCCAACAUCAUCAACGACUUUGGGGUCCCCCCAUCCCCAGCCAACUUCAUUCAACCAGGCAAACAGCCUCUUUCUUCCAUGUGCCCUACGAUCGUGGUGGGUAAGGACAAGAAGGUCAGAAUGGUGGUUGGUGCGUCCGGUGGCACCCAGAUCACCACGGCCACAGCCUUGGCAAUCAUCAACCACUUCUGGUUUGGCUACGAUGUGAAGAGGGCUGUGGAGGAGCCACGGCUACACAAUCAGCUCCUCCCAAACACCACCACGGUGGAGGAUGAGUUGGAAAAGGAUGUGGGGUCCGAGCUCAGGGACCGGAAACAUAUCACUGAGACUAAGACUAAGACUGAUGACUUCAUUGGUGUGGUUCAGGCCAUUGUGAGCACCCCUAAGGGCUGGGCUGCUGCCUCAGACUCCCGCAAGGGCGGGGUGCCCGCCGGUUACUGACUGAGCCAGGCCUGGGCAGAGACGCCAGGACUUGGGGACAGGGAGGAUGAGGGGCAGGGCAGGGUGUCCCUUGUUCUGUAUCUGACAAGCUGCUGAUUCAGGCAAUAAAUGAGCUG